Molecule: messenger RNA, 766 nt
Organism: Laetiporus sulphureus 93-53
Lineage: Eukaryota; Fungi; Basidiomycota; Agaricomycetes; Polyporales; Laetiporaceae
Exons: 2
Coding region: 322-540 (72 amino acids)
Source: RefSeq, a predicted model, not a curated record
GAACGAAUGACAUACAUAUUGCAGGUCCUAUGUGGACGAUCACGCGUCGGAGAGCGGCAGACUGCGCUCAUAAAAUGCCAUCUCCAGCGAGGCCCGAGCCAGUGCCAUCCGAACCAGACAUUAAUAAAAAAUAUGGGGAAGACGUGAAUACGUCGUCCGUUUCCCAGUGUACUUUUAACGAUAUACCUUGUAAGACCGUAUAUGAGCAGCUCUAGCACGCUAUUGACACUUUUCCAGAGACGAGUCGGUAGGGACCUGACAGGUCCGCCCUUGUCGAUGCUUCUGCGGCUCAGAUAAAACUUUCAGCACAUUUCUCAACAAAUGUCAUCCCUCGGCGUUUCGACUGCUUAUGUCCGCUGCUGUGCUCUCGCCUGCAUCCUCGCUGCUCUCUGCAUAGCGGCCGCGGCUCAUUCAAUGCGCCUCCGUCUACGCCGCUGUCGGAAAGUGCGAACAACAGCGGGCGUAAUCCAGUCUCACGCCUGCCGACGAGAAGGAGCGCUGGGAAGCCGUGUACAGCGCAAUACACGCACCCUCUCUUAAAUUCUUGCGGGUGGGCUACUGUCUGGAGCAUUGCUCGUGUGUCGAUGAGACAUGAUGCUCCUGGAGACGCGGGGCUUUCCCUUGACAACUUGCUCAAUAUUCUACAAGACUACACUCGUUAUCCCUCCCCUAUCACGUAGGCGGAGCAAACAUGGCUAUUGACAUUUCAGAGCACGUUGCUUACCUGCCAGAGUAUCCCUGAGAGGCCCGGCGAAAAGAGCCGAAA